Cylicocyclus nassatus is the source of this 966-nucleotide messenger RNA. The record is from the annotation of a GenBank genome assembly. Lineage: Eukaryota; Metazoa; Nematoda; Chromadorea; Rhabditida; Strongylidae.
AUGGUGAAAAAAAUUAAAAGUGAAAGAAAAUAUGGAGUUCAAAUCCUGACACCAUUACAAAGGCAGCGUUACGGAAAGGGUAAUAGCCCAGUACGAGGAACUUCUAGAAAAAGAAAUUCUCGAAAUCGUUGGAGAAAUAAUGUGGUACCGUACAUGCUUUCAGCGCAAUACAGCAAAGAGCAGAAAAAGACCAUUCGCGAUUCGUUGGCAGCUCUAGAAAGAGUGUCUUGCUUUCGAUUUGUUGAUCGUGGAAUGGAACUUGAUUUCUUGAUGAUCGCACCUUUAGAUGGGUGCUAUUCGUAUGUGGGCAAAAUUGGAGGUCAACAAACACUUUCGCUUGCCGUGGACUGCAUAGCUGACUACAUCAUUUGGCAUGAAGUAAUGCAUGCCCUCGGCUUUGAGCAUGAACACCAAAGACCCGAUAGAGACGAUUUCAUAAAAGUAGAGUACCGUAACGUGCAAGCUGGUCAGCUUGCGAAUUUUGAAAAACUCGCUCCUUAUGAGGUCGACUACAAUGAUAGCUACGAUUACAAGUCGAUCAUGCACUAUGACUCACAUGCCUUCGGUCGUAGAGAUCCCAGCUCAAACGUCCGACUUGCCACCAUGAUACCACUCAGGAAAGGUAUCAAUCUCAUAGACAAUUUGCAAAUGUCACCAGCUGAUAUCCGAAGGUUAAAAGAGCUGUCGAACUGCAAAGUUUCCAAAGGUAAAAGCAAUGAGAAUGUGAUUGAAAAGGACAGCUUUUCAUGCGAGGAUAGAGGAAGAAAUUGCGAAAGACUUGAGAGGGAUGGUUUUUGUUCCAAGAGUUUCUACCGCAAGGCUAUGCUCAAGAAUUGCGCAGCAACUUGCCGCCUAUGCAACGAAGGAAUCAUGAAUGCCCCAGAUGAACGAGUAACAGCAUUGAAAUCAGAGGAUAAGAUUGAGUCUCUACCAUGCGAGGACAAGGUUCUUCUAACUCUGUUGUAG